AAUUUUCCUAAAAUGUUUUUCAAUAUGUAACAAAAUUGACAAAAAUGAAUUUAAAGAUAAUUGAUGAUUAUAUAAAAAGUAACUGAUUUUUAUGAAAUAUAAAAAUAUUAGCUAUAUUUUUGUACUCUCCAAUUAAUUAGUUAAAUAUGGCUUCUACUUCUAGAAGACAAACUACAAUUGGAACUAGAAAAAGAGGUGUACCAAAAAUGGAAUUGACUGCUGAACAAAAAGAUGAUAUAAAAGAAGCAUUUGACUUAUUUGAUCCAGAUGGCACUGGAAGAAUAGCUACCAAAGAACUUAAAGUGGCUAUUAGAGCUCUUGGAUUUGAACCAAAAAAAGAAGAGAUAAAAAAACUUAUAGCUGAUGUUGAUCCAGAUGGUCUUGGCACAUUAUCAUUUGAAGAAUUUUUAAAUUUAAUGUCUACAAAAAUGUUAGAAAAGGACACAAAAGAAGAAGUUUUAAAAGCAUUCCGUCUUUUUGAUGAUGACAAUACAGGAAAAAUAACUUUUAAAAAUUUAAAAAGAGUUGCUCGAGAAUUAGGAGAAAAUCUUACAGAUGAAGAGCUGCAAGAAAUGAUUGAUGAGGCAGAUAAAGAUGGGGACGGAGAAGUUUCUCAAGAAGAGUUUUUACGUAUUAUGAAGAAAACUAGUUUGUAUUAGCAUUUCAUUAUUUAUUUUUGAAUUAUUCUGUAAAGAUUGCUUUUGUCUGCAAGUUGCUUGUGUGAUUUGUGUAAGACAUUACUAUUAUCAAUUAUUUCGAUUUAAAAGCUAACUUUAUUUUAUAUAAUGAUACACAAUACUAAAUAUAAAUAAUAGUUAAUAGUAUAUAAUAGUAUACACUGAUAUUAACUUAGAGAUAUUGGAAAAAUAUUAAAUAUUUUGUUCAUAAACAGUACAAAAUAAUUAUAAAAAAUUUAAUUAUU
This is a messenger RNA of Bombus huntii, 922 nucleotides long. RefSeq lists its product as uncharacterized. Gene Ontology annotation, cellular component: centriole; centrosome; central plaque of spindle pole body. The transcript has 2 exons. Bases 147 to 659 code for a protein of 170 amino acids. The record is from RefSeq and is a predicted model, not a curated record. Gene Ontology annotation, biological process: centriole replication; spindle pole body organization; mitotic cell cycle. Gene Ontology annotation, molecular function: calcium ion binding; enzyme regulator activity. NCBI's taxonomy places the organism in Eukaryota, Metazoa, Arthropoda, Insecta, Hymenoptera, Apidae.